Molecule: messenger RNA, 453 nt
Organism: Laetiporus sulphureus 93-53
Lineage: Eukaryota; Fungi; Basidiomycota; Agaricomycetes; Polyporales; Laetiporaceae
Exons: 3
Biological process (GO): post-transcriptional gene silencing
Cellular component (GO): cytoplasm; peroxisome
Molecular function (GO): mRNA base-pairing post-transcriptional repressor activity; RNA nuclease activity; CCR4-NOT complex binding
Source: RefSeq, a predicted model, not a curated record
AUGAAUAACGAGCACGAGCACGUCGCUGUCUUCUGGGAUUACGAGAACUGUGCACCACCUUCCACGGUUACAGGAUAUGACAUCGUUGACAACAUUCGCCAUAUCGCGCAUACAUAUGGAAGUGUCAAGCUUUUCAAAGCGUAUCUCGAGCUCUCCCAACUGUCUUCCUCGAGGUCAUUGAGCCUGCGGUCAGAGUUGCAGUCAUGUGGUGUGUCCUUGACGGACUGCCCACACAAUGGUGGAAAGGACGUCGCGGACAAGAUGAUGAUCGUUGAUAUGCUCACCUACGCAAUCGAUACUCCCCCUCCCGCCACCGUGAUAAUAAUUACCGGCGAUCGCGACUUCGUGUAUGCUGUCUCUGUGCUUCGCCUACGGAGAUACCGCGUCGUCCUAAUCGCACCGUCACUGGGUCAUAAUGGUCUAAAGUUGCAGGCCUCAGCUGUGCUGGACUGG